Molecule: messenger RNA, 2950 nt
Organism: Physcomitrium patens
Lineage: Eukaryota; Viridiplantae; Streptophyta; Bryopsida; Funariales; Funariaceae
Product: DELLA protein RGL1
Source: RefSeq, a predicted model, not a curated record
CGCUGGUUAGAUUUGGGGUUGUGUAGUGAAGCGUACCUGUAUUUUUUUCUACACCAUCAUCGCACUGUAGCAGUGAGUGAUCAGGGCAUGUAGCGAUCGUCGAGCUCUUUGCUGGUCUGGCAUGUAUAGGUUGGACACUCCGCUUGCAGCUCGUUUACAGGCGGUGAUCUCCGUUUCCUGGCUCUCGCAAACCCCUCUUGUUGCACUUCAUUGCUUUAGAACCAAGUAUCUUAAAUGCUCUCAGAAUUUCUCAUCAUGUUCAAUUGUAGACUUAUAUGAGGUGUCUUUUAGACUGCAUUCUUUCAGACGCAGUGCUAGUGCUGCUUUGGUAAUGAAGGGCUUGCACGUUGCUUAUUUUCUGCUAGAGCUUAAUCUCGUCUCUCUGAAAUUUUCUUGAUGCUUCACUAGCGACUCGCGGAGUCCAUACGAGGGGUUCGUAGCUCUUGGACUUGCUUAAUUGGACUUUUUCGACGACGGUUGUGAAAUUAGUCUUUAAGUGCAGCUUUUGGAGGGUCUCAUCUGCGGGCUAUCUGCCGCACGCAACUUAGUGUUUACAAAUCCUGCUUCCCAGUUGAUCAUUCACAGCUGGACUUGGUAACAGGGGGAAAGGAUUUUGAAGUUUGUUUGAGCACAUGUCUGGGUUUGUGAAAAUUUACAUUUGGGAAGCUCGCAACUUUGCCAUUUGAGGAAGAUCUCUCUGUCUGUUCAAUCUCUGCAACAAUGGCUGCCACUCACGUCGUUAGCAAGAAGAGGUCGCCCACUAUCUUCUCUGAGGUCGCCACAGCCACCUGCAAGCGAUGGAAAUCCGAAGCGGCCUGGCACCACGUGGAAGAAAUGGCCCCGGAGCCACCACCCAUCCAGGACUUCGACCUCAAGGUGAAAACUUCGUGCUUGAAGAUGGUGCAGCCAGAACCCACGUCCGUGCUGGACUUGCAAGCCAGCCCAGGUCGGUCUUGUUCGUCGUCGACCAGCCUGAGCUCCGGGACCGAUUCUCCCCACUCCAUCUCCACUGACUCUCCAAAUUUCUCCACCACUGUGCAGCAAGUUGAGCCGGUUGACAUCGCCAGCUGGGUCGACUGUAUGGCCCUGCCCGAAUUUGAAGACUGCGACCGCCAUUUGGAGGAAGUUCUUAAGUCCGACAUCGACUUCGCCAGCACAGAUCUGGACUUCGGCUUCGAGCUUACGAGCUUGGACCAUUGUAGCGUUGUGACCGAGCAUGGCUACUCUGUGAGUCUCUUAUCCGAGUUUCUCGGGGAUCCUGAUGAGAAUCUUCUUCUUCCAGAGAGCUUUCACGACGCAAAGAGGCUGCAAGAGUUAGACGACUCGCUCUCGUCAAUGUUGAGUGAGGUUCGAUCGAGCGGUUCAGACUCGGGGAGUAGCGUACCGACAACAGUCGAGCUUGCGAGGCUCGUCGAAUCACUGCCUUGCUCUGACUUGCGAAGACACGGAGGUGUUGACACGAAACACCACCACCACCAUAGCCGAUCUGAGAGCUGGGGGUCGACGAGCAAACUGCAAACCUUGCAGCAUCCGGAGGACAGCGGAUUGCAGCUGGUUCAUAUGUUGUUAGCGUGCGCUGAAGCGAUUGAAAAGUCUGACUUCAACAAAGCAAAGCCUAUCUUAGACCAGUUACUCCGAUCCUCCGACCCAUAUGGUGACCCCAUGCAACGAAUCGCCCUUUACUUCGGUGAAGCCCUCACUGAUCAUCUUGCCGGGGUUGUCAGCCCCAGUGAAACUCACUUGCUUUCGGAUUCCAAGCUCGCGUACCAAGCCUUCUACAAAGUGCUUCCUUUCGCGAAAUUUUCACAUGUUACGGCGAACCAAACCAUUUACGAGGCGGUUGUGAGGAGUCAGAACGUUCAUGUGGUUGAUUUGGACAUCCAACUAGGGCUGCAGUGGCCGUGCUUCAUACAGUCCUUGGCCAUGCGACCAGGGGGUGCUCCUCAUCUCAGAAUUUCGGCCAUCGGAACGAAUGCCGAGAAUUUGCAGACAACCAAGCGACGGCUGUCCGAAUUUGCCGAAGCUCUCAAGGUGCCCUUCGAGUUCACUCCAGUGCUCUCGAGCUUGGAGAAUCUCACCGCGGCGAUGUUGGACAUUCGGUCAGAGGAGGAUUUGGCCAUCAAUUGCUCCCAAGUGUUGCAUACGCUUUCCGGAGAAGAAGCUGUUUUAGAUAAAUUGCUCAGCAUGUUCCACAACCUGAAACCGAAUGUGGUGACACUGUUGGAGGCCGAGGCCAAUCAUAAUGGCGCCUCGUUCAUUGCGAGGUUUGUCGAGGCGCUGCACUAUUACUGCGCCCUGUUUGAUUCCUUGGAGGGAGCUCUAGGUCGCGACAGUGCGGAUAGAUACCAUAUUGAGAGUACAGCACUCGCUGCUGAGAUCAAGGAGAUUGUUGCUUUCAAGGGAAAUAGGCGGCGUGUGAGACAUGUGCGGUCGGAGACAUGGCGGGGCUUGUUUGCGAAAGCAGGAUUUCUGUCCAUGGCUUUCAGUUCGUAUACUGUGCAGCAAGCGCAGAUGUUGCUGGAAGUUUUGACAUCGAAGCCUAUGCAGCAAGCAAACGCUACAAUGCCUUACAAACUGUCGCAGGAAUCGACAUCCCUGAUUUUAGGGUGGCAAGAAACUCCCGUGAUUGGCGUAUCUGCUUGGACUUGCUAGUGGCUAAUCAAAUACCAAUCGGAGCUAGAACAAUUAGGUUAGAAAUUGUCCAUAAUUGUACCAGUAUAUGUGAUUGUAGAUUUAGAAAAUGCGCCUAUUGUAGAUUUAGAAAAUGAAUGAGGACUGCGGUGGAAACUCUGAGGCGGUGAUAAUUGCCGGUGAUGAGUAGGCACAUAGCAUGCGCAAUCUUCAAUCGACAUGUUAACGUAAUGAAGUAUCAAUGUACAUAAGUUGAUGUAACAGUGCCAGACAAUCUGGACUUAUACAACCGCAAUCGCUAUUCUGCCCACUAGCACAA